AUGGUCGGCGCCCGCAGCCCGCGGCGGCCUGUCUUGCGGUCCACCUUGUCCACAUCCUCCUCCUCCUCCUCCUCCUCCUCUUCGGGGGCAGCCGGCGGCGCUGCCGCGGGGGGCGGCGGGGCGCGACCGUUUCCUGGAGGCGGCGGCCCGGGUCGUGCCUCCGUGCUCUCGCCGAGUCCCGCUCGCCGGCCGGGGUGUGUGUGUGGGUGGGGGGGCACCCCGGCCGCCGCGCCCGGUGCGUGUUGUCCGCCCUCGGCCGCGCUUGGUGCUGACUUGGGGCAGGCUCUCCUUGCAGAUGGGGCGGGCAAGCUCUCGAGGGGCUGGCGGGCUGGAAACGUGUUCGUGGUGCCGCACACGUCACAUGGAGAUGGGCGGCAAGAAGUUACCUCUCGCACUGGGCGCUCUGGAGCUCGGUGUAGAAACUCUAUAGCUUCCUGUGCAGAUGAACAACCUCACAUCGGAAACUACAGACUGUUGAAAACAAUCGGCAAGGGGAAUUUUGCAAAAGUGAAAUUGGCAAGACACAUCCUUACAGGAAGAGAGGUUGCAAUAAAAAUAAUUGACAAAACUCAGUUGAAUCCAACAAGUCUACAAAAGCUCUUCAGAGAAGUAAGAAUAAUGAAGAUUUUAAAUCAUCCAAACAUAGUGAAGUUGUUCGAAGUCAUUGAAACUGACAAAACACUGUACCUAAUCAUGGAGUAUGCAAGCGGAGGUGAAGUGUUUGACUAUUUGGUUGCACAUGGAAGAAUGAAGGAAAAAGAAGCAAGAGCUAAAUUUAGACAGAUAGUAUCUGCAGUCCAGUACUGCCACCAAAAGCGGAUUGUUCACAGAGACCUCAAGGCCGAAAAUCUAUUGUUAGAUGCUGAUAUGAACAUUAAAAUAGCUGACUUUGGUUUUAGCAAUGAAUUUACUGUUGGCAGUAAACUGGAUACGUUUUGUGGCAGUCCUCCAUAUGCAGCCCCAGAGCUCUUCCAGGGCAAGAAAUACGACGGGCCAGAAGUGGACGUGUGGAGCCUGGGCGUCAUCCUCUACACUCUUGUCAGCGGGUCGCUCCCCUUUGACGGACAGAACCUAAAGGAACUGAGAGAAAGAGUAUUAAGAGGGAAAUACAGAAUCCCUUUCUACAUGUCCACAGACUGUGAAAACCUUCUCAAACGUUUCCUGGUGCUAAAUCCAAUAAAACGAGGCACUCUAGAGCAAAUCAUGAAGGACAGAUGGAUCAACGCAGGGCACGAAGAAGAUGAACUUAAACCAUUUGUUGAACCAGAACUGGACAUCUCAGACCAGAAGAGAAUAGAUAUUAUGGUGGGAAUGGGAUAUUCAGAAGAAGAAAUUCAAGAAUCUCUUAGUAAAAUGAAAUAUGAUGAAAUCACAGCUACAUAUUUGUUGUUGGGAAGAAAAUCUUCAGAGCUGGAUGCUAGUGACUCCAGUUCUAGCAGCAAUCUCUCACUUGCUAAGGUUAGGCCAAGCAGUGACCUCAACAACAGCACUGGCCAGUCUCCUCACCACAAGGUGCAGAGAAGUGUUUCUUCCAGCCAGAAGCAGAGGCGAUACAGUGACCAUGCUGGACCAGCUAUCCCUUCAGUUGUGGCGUAUCCAAAAAGGAGUCAGACCAGCACUGCAGAUAGUGACCUCAAAGAAGACGGAAUUCCUUCCCGGAAAACAAGCGGCAGUGCUGUCGGAGGAAAGGGAACUGCUCCAGCCAGCCCCAUGCUUGGGAAUGCAAGUAAUCCCAAUAAGGCUGACAUUCCUGAACGCAAGAAAAGCUCUACUGUCCCUAGUAGUAAUACAGCAGCUGGUGGAAUGACACGGCGCAAUACUUACGUCUGCAGUGAAAGAACUACAGCCGACAGACAUUCAGUAAUUCAGAAUGGGAAAGAAAGCACUAUUCCUGAUCCGAGGACUCCCGUUGCUUCAACGCACAGUGUCAGCAGCACAGCCACCCCAGACCGGCUCCGCUUCCCGCGGGGCACCGCCAGCCGCAGCACUUUCCACGGGCAGCCCCGGGAGCGGCGGACCGCCACGUAUAACGGCCCACCUGCCUCGCCCAGCCUGUCCCACGAAGCCACACCACUGUCGCAGACUCGAAGCCGAGGCUCCACUAAUCUUUUUAGUAAAUUAACUUCAAAACUCACAAGGAGGCUUCCAACUGAAUAUGAGAGGAACGGGAGAUAUGAGGGCUCAAGUCGCAACGUAUCUGCUGAGCAAAAGGAGGAAAACAAAGAAGCAAAACCUCGCUCCCUGCGCUUUACCUGGAGCAUGAAAACCACUAGUUCCAUGGACCCCAGUGACAUGAUGCGGGAGAUCCGCAAAGUGCUGGAUGCCAAUAACUGCGACUAUGAGCAGAGAGAACGCUUCCUACUCUUCUGUGUCCACGGUGAUGGGCACGCGGAGAACCUCGUGCAGUGGGAGAUGGAGGUGUGCAAGCUGCCAAGACUGUCUCUGAACGGGGUCCGGUUUAAGCGGAUAUCAGGGACAUCCAUAGCUUUCAAAAAUAUUGCUUCCAAAAUUGCCAACGAGCUAAAGCUGUAACCCAGUAAUUACGGUGUAAAUUAAGUAGCAAUUUAAAGUGUUUUCCUGAACACUGAUGGAAAUGUAUAGAGUAAUAUUUAGGUAAUAACGUCUGCAUCUUCUAAAUCAUGAUAUUAAAAUA
Molecule: messenger RNA, 2653 nt
Organism: Puma concolor (puma)
Lineage: Eukaryota; Metazoa; Chordata; Mammalia; Carnivora; Felidae
Source: RefSeq, a predicted model, not a curated record